UGUUUUGAGAGCGAAACGUGUGCAAGUGACCGUUCCACGGGCGUGGAUCUUCGGGGUAUCUCCCGACAUGUCUUUGGUAGUUGGAAUUGUUCCGUGUUGCAGAAAGUCUGCGCGUCUUUUCGUCGGUGAAUUUCUUGCGGCUGUUGCUUGAUGCUUUGCGGCGCACGCGGCGCCCACUCUCUCCUGUUGCUUGUCUACGAGGGCAACCUAAUAAACGACUUUACCAUCUCUUCAUCCCUGUCAACCUGGUCAGCCGUGCUUAUCCAGCAGCACUAGGCUUGGAACCAAUCAACACUGUAGAGUGAAGGUUAACCCCAUAGUCUAUUCCCCUGGUGAAGCGGACACAUGUCGGCUGGAUCUGGAGAUGCUGGCAAGGGCAAGGCAGCCCCGACUCACGAGGAGCUCAGGACUGCCGUCGACGAGGCCACCGCCAGAAUGGAGAGUAUCAUGACCGAGAAGUUAGGGACCGUCAUGGAAGCCCUGUCUCGGUUAGUGCCCGAGACACCGCCCGCCGGAAGUACGACCGGAGCGGGCGGCGGGGGAGAGUCACGGGGGGGAAGGCACGCCCCUCCCGGCGCUGGUCGUGUGGAUCAAGCGCCGACCACCGGACAGGGGCUCGAGGGAGCACGAGGACUGCCGGACACAGCCCCGCAAGGACCCACGCUGCCGUCUGUGGGGGACUUCUCGCACGAUAGCUCAACCAGUGACCCGCUGGCACGGUACGACCCAAUCAUGAAUGCCCGGAUCCCGCGCCUCAAGCAGCUAAGCUUCGAUGGCCAAGAAAAGAACUGGCUAAUGUUCAAGAACGACUUCACGACGCAGGUGCAAACGUGCGGAAUGAUGCAUGCUCUCAACGAUAGCCGAGACAUGGAGGUGUGCCAGAGGUGCGGAGGAAGAGGGCACCAUGUGAAAAUAUGCGCAUCGAAAGUGGGGAGUGAAGUUGCCGUGGCCGCGAUGGAAGUAGAAGAGUCGGACGUCGCGUACAAAGCGCUUUGAAUAUUCCGGCGUGUUGCUAUGCUGUCCAUCAAAUCUGUCUCUUCCCCCGUGUGCGAUCGGUUUUUUUUUUCUGGAAAGCUGCCUCCGAAUGCCCGACGAUGCAACUGUUGUUAUAAAUUGUUGGACGUCAUCUUUUUCUCCGGGCGUGUGUGUGUCUUGUUUUUUCCUGAUUUGCUUGCUGCCCCCUUGUGGUUGUAGCUGUUACGCAGGCAGCCUACGAAACUCGACGUUGCUUGUCUGGUCGCCCAUGCUCAUCUUAGUAACUCGUCGUACAGGUAGAUGCAUGAGGCGUCCUUGCAUGAUGAAUAUUGAUGGUGGUGUGGCAUUCUGUUGUCUCAUUUUGGUAUGGAUGACCCGCGAGGCACCGCGGUCACACUGAAUUGAUCGAUAAUGUCGGAAUUAUUUUUUUCAGCCUAUACAGCAGUUUUAGGCUGAGAUAUUUGCUCUGAAGUCAGGGAGGGUUGACGUAGGAAGCUGCGCCCCUUUUUCUUUUUGUGAUGGAUGGCUACCAGUGUCUCCCAUUGUAGCAGUACCAACAAGUGGGUUGAUGAGCUGUUAUUGGUCGAGAUACUGCUUGAUCUUUCACUGAUGCACAGGUCGAGGGGGGCACCCUUCCCUGCGAUGUGAUUGAUUGCCCUCUUUAAUGUCCUUCCGCUGAGAACAAUGUAGCGUUGGUUUUUCGCUUUUCUGUUAUUGAUCGACAACGGUGCUCGGGGUUGUAGACGAGCCCCGGUGCUGGCGGCAACUUGAUACAGUAGGGAUCCUGUUGCUGGGAGGGGACUGCUUGAAAAGGAGUGGUGAAUAUGUCUAUAACCAGUGUCUCCCGUAGCGAUGUAACUGUUUGAGGUUGAGUGCUGCUUGGUCUACCUCUGAUGUACAGGUUUUGAGGGGGGCACCUCUCCCUGCGAUUUGGUAGACUGCCCUUUUCUAGAAGUCAGUUGGGAGCGAUGUAGCGUCAGAUUUUGUCGUUUUUUCCGCUGUGAUAAGCGAUGUAGCGUCAAAUUUUUCGUUUUUCCGCUGCUUUUUGGCCUUGGUGCCUGGGGCUGUAGACGCGCCCCGGCGCUUACAGCAACUUGAUACAGGAAGGAUCUCGUUGCUGGGAGGGGGCUACUUGAUAAGGAGUAGCAAAUGUCUGAUAUCAUUUGUAAACGCGGAGGUUUGCAAUUUGGUGACUGCUGUGUUGAUUUUGUGUUGACAUGUCAUUCAGCAGGACGACCUUGGAGGCGGAGGGUUUUGAUCCGGUGGCCGGGUUUCCCUUCGUUUAUUUUUUCUUUUCUAUGAGUACCCUGAAUAUCUCGAUUUUGCGAGCAUUCGUGACGAUGUACAGAAUCAGGGAGGGUGUCCGUGAGGUGGAUUAUGUCAUCCUUUCGAACACUAGACUACUCGGUAGUACUCAUGUUGUAUGGUUUGAGAGCGAAACGUGUGCAAGUGACCGUUCCACGGGCGUGGAUCUUCGGGGUAUCUCCCGACAUGUCUUUGGUAGUUGGAAUUGUUCCGUGUUGCAGAAAGUCUGCGCGUCUUUUCGUCGUUGAAUUUCUUGCGGCUGUUGCUUGAUGCUUUGCGGCGCACGCGGCGCCC
Ectocarpus sp. CCAP 1310/34 is the source of this 2574-nucleotide messenger RNA. Lineage: Eukaryota; Phaeophyceae; Ectocarpales; Ectocarpaceae. The record is from the annotation of a GenBank genome assembly.